Messenger RNA from Sclerotinia trifoliorum, 1510 nucleotides. The record is from the annotation of a GenBank genome assembly. NCBI's taxonomy places the organism in Eukaryota, Fungi, Ascomycota, Leotiomycetes, Helotiales, Sclerotiniaceae.
ACUACUUCAUGAUAUAAACAUUGAUUGCACUCUUCGAAUGAUCUUCUUCCAAAGACAUUUCUACCCCCUUUCUAGCCUUUACUCGAUUUGUUCCUAGUAAAUCUAAGAAAAAUGCCGGAAACCAUGCGUGCAGUCGGUACGUACUUUUUCAAUGCUAUUGGACGCAUAGAAGCUUAAGCUCUUGCUCCUAGCAUAUCAACGUUUAAAAUCCAUGUAUUUAAAACCAUCACUAACAUAACUCCUAGAUAUUAAAAAUGAAAAAGGUCAUGCUGAUGCCCUCUACAUAAAUGAGUCCACUCCAAAACCUACCGCUUCAUCUGGUGAAGCUAUCGUUAAAGUGAAAGCUUUCGGGCUUAACCGCAUGGAUCUCCUCCAGCGCGAAGGCUACUACCCUGUUCCGCCCCAAGCUCCCAAAACCCUCGGUGUAGAAUUCUCCGGUACAAUCGAGAGUCUAGGUGCAGAUGUCAAAGAAGGAUUUAAUGUUGGAGAUGAGGUUUUUGGUUUGGCCUAUGGCGGUGCUUACGCAGAGUUUAUUGCUGUGAGCACGCAUAUGCUUUUGAAGAAACCUGAUCAUUUGAGCUGGGAAGAGGCGGCUGGAAUUCCUGAGGUAUAUUGCUACUUGAUCCAUGAUUUAUGAGUAUAGAAAUAAUCUACGAGAAAACUAACACAAUCCAAAUAGACAUGGAUAACCGCUACCCAAGCCAUGUACCUAGUCGGUGAAUUUUCGAAAGGAAAAUCUAUUCUCUGGCACGCAGGCGCCUCAUCCGUCUCUAUAGCGGGUAUCCAACUCGCAAAGAACUCUGGCGCGUCAGCUAUCUACGUGACAGCAGGCUCGCAAGAAAAGAUUGAUUUCUGUGUUAAUACAUUAGGAGCCACUGCAGGCUUUAAUUACAAAACACAAGAUUGGGCCAAAGAAAUUCUCGCUGCUACUGAUGGCAAGGGUGUAGAUGUCAUAAUCGAUUUCGUAGGCGCAAACUAUUUUCAAGGAAAUCUCAAUGUAGCUGCGAAAGAUGCGAGAAUCGUGCAAUUGGGAGUUAUGAGCGGAACGAAAUUACCAAGUGGAGUUGAUAUCAGUGCGUUUGUGUUUAAGAGGGUAAGGUUUGAGGGAAGUACUUUGAGGAGUAGAGAUGUGGAUUAUCAGGGUAAAUUGAGAGAUAGAUUGGAGGAGUAUGUUCCAAAGUUUCAGGAUGGAACAUUUAAGGUUUUCGUGGAUAAGGUUUUCCCUUGGGAGCAGGUGGUUGAGGCACAUAAGGAGAUGGAGAAAAACACUAGUAAGGGCAAGAUCAUUUGUACGAUUUCAUAGAGAUGAUGGGAUAUAUUGUAUGCUAGGGUUAUGUUUCCGCAACUGAUAAAACGGCACACGGUUUGCAGAAAUGCUUCUGAGCAUUUUUUAUGGCUAAUUGAAAUAUCUCCUGUCCAAGUAACGGCCUCAGUUGCAUAUGAACCGUUGUAUGGCUUCAAUGUGCUCUCCGCCGAAAUCCAAAUAAUCAAUAAACACCGCGCUCUUUAC